AGAUUAACGCUGGGGGAGCUCGAGUGCAGGUGCAGAGCCGGCGAGAGGGAGAAAGAGAGAGAGAGAAAGAGACCGGAGGGGAAGCGGCAGGAUGCGAUCGGCAGGGAGCGGCGGCGGCGGCAGGCACUCGCCUUUGGUGGCCGCGGCUGGGAUUUUACUGCUGUGCGUUGCUGGCAGAGCCAGAGCUCAGGAGGUCCAAGCUGAGAAUGUGACCGUGGCAGAGGGUGGCCAGGCCGAGAUCAACUGCAAGCUGCACCAGUACGAUGGCUCCAUAGUGGUGAUCCAAAACCCAUCCCGCCAGACGCUCUUCUUCAACGGCACACGGGCCCUGAAGGAUGAGCGGUUCCAGCUGGUGGAGUUCACCCAGAAGCAAGUCCGCAUUGUGCUCUCCAAUGCCCGCCUGGAAGAUGAGGGCGGCUACUUCUGCCAGCUCUACACAGAAGACACGCACCACCAGAUCGCCAUCCUCACUGUCCUGGUGCCCCCUGACAACCCCUUGGUGGAGAUCAAGGAACAGGCCGUGGAAGGAGGAGAAGUGGAGCUCACCUGCAGCGUCCCCAGGUCACGCCCUGCUGCCACGCUGCGCUGGUACCGGGACCGGGACCGGAAAGAGCUGAAAGGAAUAGGCAGCAAGCAGGAGAACGGGAAAGUGUUCAGCAUCACCAACGUGGUGCGCUUCCGGGUGGAGCGCAGGGACCACGGCAGCGUCGUGACGUGCGAGGCCACCCAUCCCACGCUGCGGGGGCAGCGGAAGGAGACGCAGUACGUGCUAGAUGUACAGUUCGCUCCCACAGCCAGGAUCCAUCCGUCUCAGGGGGUGAUGCGGGAAGGAGACACUUUAGUUCUGACUUGUGACAUCAAAGGCAACCCGCGCCCCACGGACAUCAAGUGGAGCCGAGCCAACGACUCGUUGCCGGAGCGGGCCUUGACGGAGGGAGAGGUGCUGACCAUCCCCAGCCUCAGCAUGCUGGAUAACGGAACCUACCUGUGCCAGGUGGCCAACAAACAUGGCCGCUCGUCGGACCAGUAUGUGCUGGUGGUUUACGACCCCGGGGCCAUUGUGGAGGCCCAGACUUCAGUGCCCUAUGCCAUUGUCGGGGGCAUCCUGGCGCUCCUGGUCUUUCUCGUCAUCUGUGUGCUUAUAGUCAUGGUGUGGUGCUCCAUCCGGCAGAAAGGCUCCUACCUGACGCACGAGGCAAGCGGCCUGGACGAGCACGGAGAAGCCCGCGAGGCCUUUCUGAAUGGCGGCGACGGCCACAAACGCAAGGAGGAAUUCUUCAUCUGAGUCUGGGAGAGGGGAGGGGGAAGGGGAGGGGUCUGGGGGCUGAGCGCUAGGGGCAGAAUGGCCGAGGAGGGGGAGCGCCGAAGGCAGGGGGGAGAGACGUUUAUAGAAAAGCUGCCACUCUUGCUGGGGGAGGGGAGGGAGAGGGAAAGAAGGGUUGGAUUAAAAAGAGAAAAAAAUGCUUAAAAAAAAUAUCCAUUGUGUAAAAAAAAGGGGGGGACACACACAUGGCCACCACUUGUUCGGUUUUAUUUUUGAAACCGAGGACUUUAGCCCCACCCCCAGCUAUGAAGCUCCGCCUCCUGCCAUUGUCUGACUCCUCCCCCCUCCAUGCCCUCUGCACCAGAGCUAUUUCCUUUUACUUCUGGGGAGGAUGUUUGCGUGUGUGUAUGUGUGAGAGAGAGUGCGUGUGUGUGUGCAUGGCCCCACUUCCAUAAAAAAGAGCAGGAGGCUGGGAUAGCCACAACCCUUUUCUCUUUGGGGACAGGCAGAGCCCUGUGGGAGGGCUUGGGUCUCUUUGUAAAUAGCGUAGAAGCCACCCAGCGAGGGAGGUGGAGAGGACACCCAGAGAUCCAGGGCUGCUGAGACUGCGAGGGUGGGUCACGGUGUCAAAGGGCCCUUCCCCUUGGAGGGACUGUGGCCCGUUAGCUCUGGGUUUGCUUGUUUGCUUUUCUUUCCGAUAUUAGCACUGAGUUUCAAAAUAUCUGGGGAGGGACAUAUUUUGCUCUGGAGCGCCAGGAUCUUCCCAGCAGCCCUGGAGGAGACUCUCGAGUUCAGGGAAGGCGACCAGGGGGGAGAGAGCCAUUCUGUGAGUUGGGACCCCCCUCGGGUGUGCUUUGCCCCCAGCCGCUGAGGAGGGGAGCCGCCGGGUCGGAGUGUUUGGCGUGCAGCAUGACAGGAGCGUGAGGCUGGGAGUCGCCGGGUCGCCUUGAGUUCUCUUCAGGGCGCCUGGCCCCAUAUCUCUCCCAGCCGCACCUUUCCCCCCACUGCUAAGCCCAGGGCCGCUCAAGCCGUGUGGGGCCUUAUCAAGCAGGUUGGACUCUUUUUAUUUUUUCUUCCUUCAAAGCCAUGAUAGUUUGGGGAGGGAGAGGGAGGGUGGGAAGAGGAAAGGGGGUGUCUCUGUCUGUCUCUGUCGUCCUUGUUAUGUGAUGUGCCCAGCUGGGGACAGGCGAUGGGACUACGGAGCCCCAUCGGCGCAUUGACCCCCCACAGCCCACACUUUGUCCUUGACAGCCAAGCGUUGCCCCCUGGCCCACAGCCCAGCUUCUGCAGAGAGUGGAGGACAUGGGAAAAGAAUUUGCAUCCGUCUGAAUUUGUCAACAUAUGCAGAUUUGACUGUGGCCAGUUUCAGCUCCUCCUCCUCCUCGCCUUUGGGCCUGGUGGCCACGAUGUUACGCCAUCCCAUCCCCAGACCCCGAGAGAGAAACUGCUGUGUCGCUCGCAACACCCCCUUGCCCCUUCCUCCCUCCCUCUCUGCUCGGCCUCCCUCCCCGGAAGCAGCUGGGAUCGGCGAAGAAGAGCAGGACGAGAGGCUCAGCAAUAGGCACCCCUCCCUCAGCACCUGUCUGGAUGUUGCUUUCAUGGGUUCAACCUCCCCCAAACACAGCUGCGGUAAAGGGUCAUUAAAAAAAGCGAACCCCUGUUACAAACGGCUGCUCUGCCCCAGAGGUGGCUGCAGUGCACUGCUGCAGGGUGCAAUGCUGGUGACUGCCAAUGGGAGGAAUCCCCUGUGGAAAUGGCUGCUCCAGAGGCAGCUGCCGCCUCACCCCAUGGUCCAGCCCCAUGACUGAGCGUUGAACCACAAAAGGGGGGUGCUGAACCCCGUCUCUUCCCCGCUCCCUUCUCCCCCGCCCCACACUCCACUCCUGGUCUUCUUGGUUCCUUCCAUCCUUGCCGACGUCCCUCAUUUUGUGCCAGUAGAUGCCCACUCCUCGCUUUCCCUCGAAUUUCCAUCCCACCCCCUUUCCCUCUGUCUUUUGUCUGGGGAACAAAACAGAAGAAAAGAAACCGACGUGUGAUUCUGUGUCCGUCUCUGGCUCGCGGUUUUUAUUUUAUAUUGUUUGUGUCUCGGAAGGGGAGAUUAAAAAAAAAAUGAAAAGAAUGGAAAAUAUAAUAAUUAAUAUAUAACUGGGGGUCGGGAGUAUGCAGGGGGGCUUGUUCCUCUGCAGCCCAAGACUGUUUCCCCCACGCCCGAAAGUUAAUAUAUAUGUAAAUAUCUAUGUCUGCCUUUUAACCACCUUUGAUACUUCAAUAAAUCCCCCUGAUUAAUUCUUUUAACACCA
Molecule: messenger RNA, 3564 nt
Organism: Podarcis muralis (Common wall lizard)
Lineage: Eukaryota; Metazoa; Chordata; Lepidosauria; Squamata; Lacertidae
Gene: CADM4
Product: cell adhesion molecule 4
Biological process (GO): regulation of Rac protein signal transduction; regulation of wound healing; homophilic cell-cell adhesion
Cellular component (GO): cell-cell contact zone
Molecular function (GO): vascular endothelial growth factor receptor 2 binding
Source: RefSeq, a predicted model, not a curated record